This is a messenger RNA of Diachasma alloeum, 2036 nucleotides long. RefSeq lists its product as uncharacterized. Gene Ontology annotation, cellular component: mitochondrial ribosome. Lineage: Eukaryota; Metazoa; Arthropoda; Insecta; Hymenoptera; Braconidae. The transcript has 4 exons. The record is from RefSeq and is a predicted model, not a curated record. Bases 857 to 1378 code for a protein of 173 amino acids.
GGCCUUUAAUUGGUGAUAACUCGAGUUUCGCUGAGUGGAAUUGAAAAAAUUUGAGCUCAUUUUGCAGAUUUUUUUAUAUACUUUGAGAUAAGACUGAGCUUUGUCCAUUCGUACCGUUUGUUCAGGGAAUAUUGAAGAUGAUAAAAAUGGUCGUAGGGUAAACCAUGUUAAAUCAAUGCUCUUUGAUUGCUAAUAAUUCGGGAUUCGCUGAGUCGAGCUCAAAAAAUUUGAGCUCAUUUUAAAAGUUUUUUUAUACACUUUGGGAUGAGAUUAAAAGGAUUUUAUUCGGAUCGUCAGCUCAAAGGAAAUUACAGAUGUUGAAAAUGUGAUAAUCGGCAAGAGAAUCGCGAAAUGGAGCGAGAAGAUGAACUUUGAUUGUUCAUAAGUCGGGAUUGGCUGAGUUGAAUUUAAAAAAUUUGAGCUCAUUUUCAAGAUUGUUUUAUGCACUUUGAGAUACAACUAAGAUUUUUCCAUUCGUGUCGUUCGUUCAGGCGAUUUUGAAGAUGAUAAAAGCAGCCAUAGGGAAAACCACGUUAAAAUGACGGUCUGUAAUUGUCAACAACUCAGGAUUGGCUGAGUGAAAUUGAAAAAAUCUCACCUGGUUCCCAAUAUUUUUCAUCAUACUUCAAAAUAAGACCAAAAUAGUCCCGUUCGUAUCGUUCACUCCAGAGAUAUUGAGGCCUUAAAAAUCUGGAAUUAACCCCCACCCUGUUGAUACCUGUGCCCACGUGAUCUGUUUCAUUCCGCCGGAGUUGACGUUAUCAAUAUAAAAUAUAACUUGUUUUACCGCAUUUUUCUCGUGAAUUCAUAAUUGUUGAAUAUUUUUGGGAGUGCGGGGGGAGUCCAGAGGGGGAAGAUGAUGGGGUGUCUUUCGAAAAAGGUGAUUGAGGCCAGAGGACUGAUGUCUGGAAUCAUCUCCAGGUGCUACAGCCUGUGGACACCUGAUUACCUGGAAACAAUGAAACCAAAAAUUCCACAGUAUCCCGUUGUAAAUAUCAGGAUGAGGGGAUACGAUUUUCCUGUUCUAGAGAGUUAUCAGAAAUUGGCGCAUAUUAUCGCUGUUAAUAUGGAUUUUGAGAUAGAUAAUAGUUAUGCCAUUCCCGCCCAAGACCUAAAAAUCCAGAAAUUCAAGCCCCGAUCGACGGUCGCCGAGGCAGAAUACAUCCUCCACUGCUACGAGAGGAACAUUCUCAUCAGUGACCUACCAUCCCCAAAAUUUCCAGUCUACGUUAGAAUGCUGGAGGCAGCCCUUCCAGAGGGUGUCACCCUGAACGUCCUAGAGUGGAAGCCAGAGAGGGAGGAAUUACGUUACGUCCCAGAUAAACAAUUGCUGGAUUUGAAGACAGAACUUGAGAGCAUACGGAAGCCCAAAAAAUAAUCGAUUUAAUUAGAAAAAGAAAAAAACAAAUUUAUAAAGGUCAAAAGUUGAUUAAAAAGUCGGAAAAUUUAUUAAUUUUCCACAUAAAAGUAUAAAAAAUAUCUGGAACAAUCUCUCAGUUUUGGACGGAAUUCGAUAAUGACAAUUAAUUAACCAUAAUUAAUUCGUUAAUUGGGGUUUUAUAACAGUCCGAAGUGAACGACUUUGAUUUUCGCUGCUUCCUCUGUCUUCACUGGCUCUUUCGGUUUCUCCUCAGCCCCAGAGUCUUCUGGAAUUAAAAUCAAGUCUAUGAAGCUUAAUUACAUCAAUCAGAGUCUGAAAAAUUGAGCUUUCGCCAGGAAUUUUUGAGAUUAUUUAGAGAGGAAUUACUUGAGAGGGGUUGGAAGUCCUUAAGGUAGUCCUCGUUUCCUAGGCAGAGCGGGAGACUCUCUGCUAGUUCCCUCUUGGGGUCCAUGGGGUGGAGCUUAGUCACUGGACGUUGCAGGGGUCUAUAACCCUGUCCCUAAAUCAAUUAUUGAUUACCAGUAAUUAUAAUCGUAAAAAUAAUUUGAUUUUUUGGAAUAAUCAUUUCAUAUAAAUUUCUGUGCCAUAAGUAACUGAACACUUUUUAUACGUUUUUUUGUGAAAGUAAACACAAGUCUGAAUAAUAUCAAAAUUG